Aspergillus terreus NIH2624 is the source of this 1542-nucleotide messenger RNA. RefSeq lists its product as uncharacterized. Bases 1 to 1542 code for a protein of 513 amino acids. Lineage: Eukaryota; Fungi; Ascomycota; Eurotiomycetes; Eurotiales; Aspergillaceae. The record is from RefSeq and is a predicted model, not a curated record. The transcript is spliced from 2 exons.
AUGCAUGCGGAAGUCGUCCCGGUUUCUCCGUCUACUCUUCCAGGUGAAUCUAGGGCUCUUGAGAUAUUCUUUGUAAAGGCAUCUCCUCGUCUUGCCGGAUAUUUCGAAGACUCGUUCUGGAAGCGCAGCGUCCUGCAACUGGGCCUCUCAGAACCGGCCAUCCGACAAGCUCUCGCUGCUAUUGGUUCAAUAUACGAACAUGCCAACACCGGAUCCUCACUCCAGUCUUCUCAUUCCGGCGUCUCAUAUAUACAAGCGAACUUUCCAUUGCGGUUGUAUAACAAGUCUAUCCAGUCUAUCAUCCCCAGGGCUAGGGACUCCGACGCCGUCCCGAUUGUGGUAGUGGCCAGCAUCCUAUUCGCCUGCUUUGAGUUCCUCCGAAGUGAUGCCGCUGCUGCAUCGACGCACAUUUCUGGUGGCAUCAAAAUCCUGCAAAAAUGGCGGGAUCACAACGGAGGACAUCCUAAGGGCCAGCCAUGGCCACAACGGUUCUCUUCAUUUGAAUCAUGCUUCAUAGAAACCGAGCUCGCUCCGAUCCUCAGUUUGUUUAACAUCAACUCCUCCGAGUUCAACCCCGUGCCUCGCAGUAGGAUCGUUCUCAAUGGUGUUGAUGAUCGGGGUCUAGUCAUCAUAGCAUCUGAAUUUCAGACACUCCGCGAGGCUCGAGUGGCUUUCAUUGAUCUCGUCACGACCACCGUCACGGUAUUCCAGCAGAUUGACGAAACCCUUAAGGCAGGGUGUUUACCAGACCUGGAUAUCAUGACAUUGUUCAGCGAUAUACAGUCGCGUUUCCAUUGCUGGGAAGAUGGUUUCCGUAAAUUAGGCCAACGACAAGAAACAAUGUGGGACAGGCAACAGACGAACGCAGCUGCAGUCCUUCGAAUAAUGUGGCUCAGCGCAAUGACCGGCGUCAGAUCCUAUCUUCUCGAAACCGAGAGCGAGUGGGACGCUUAUCGAAAUGAAUACGAAGAAAUCAUCCAGUUGAUUGAGACACUUCUUUCAGAUACAGAUCACUAUCCCGAUGAACUUUCGAAAACGUUGAGCCUAGAUUCAGGGCUAAUAUUUCCGCUCCACGGAGCUGCCUGGAAAUGCCGCUGGCCCUGUCUGCGCCGCAAAGGUCUAGAGCUCCUGUUGAAGAUCCCAAGACGAGAAUGGCUGUUGGAUGCGGAACAAUAUCACGAUAUAUUCUAUCGAAUCAUGGAGAUUGAAGAGGCACAUCUCCAUGAGGAUGCUGGAAACAUCCCAGACGAGAGUAUUCUUCCUCCCGAGCAUGCCCGCAUCCACGACUUCUACUGCAAACCUGUGCCUAAUGAUCCUUCUCGCUUUGCCAUCACCUUCAUCAGCAAGCCACAUGGUCUCGACAAAGCGUGGGAUUUUCGGACUGAAGUGAUGUCCCUACAUGGCACAGCAGUGCCGUCUAACCUAAUCUCCUGUAAGCCGUGGGCAAGCCCAUGGAUGACAGAUCCUCAAGUCGCCACAACAGUGAAAACUCUCAUGUUCGGAGACUACAAAAGAACACCAUUCCAUGUGGCAAUCGAGUGA